Messenger RNA from Achroia grisella, 2020 nucleotides. It is a transcript of the gene Mad, whose product is annotated as protein mothers against dpp. Gene Ontology annotation, molecular function: RNA polymerase II cis-regulatory region sequence-specific DNA binding; DNA-binding transcription factor activity, RNA polymerase II-specific; I-SMAD binding. The coding region runs from base 338 to 1606 and encodes 422 amino acids. The transcript has 3 exons. The record is from RefSeq and is a predicted model, not a curated record. Gene Ontology annotation, cellular component: heteromeric SMAD protein complex. Lineage: Eukaryota; Metazoa; Arthropoda; Insecta; Lepidoptera; Pyralidae. Gene Ontology annotation, biological process: BMP signaling pathway; SMAD protein signal transduction; transforming growth factor beta receptor signaling pathway.
CAAGUAUUUUAUUUGAUUUUAAUCUUUCAAUAGUUUUUCUGUGGAAUAACCAUACAAAAUAUUUUAACUGGCUAAGACAUUGAUGUGUAUUUGUGAAAUAAAUAGGAACAAAUAAUCUCCUGUUUCCCGUGUCAGCUUUCUGGGCAUUUUGUAUUUGCGAAGCGGAUGAACGCUUGUGUCACGCUAAUAGCUAUAUUGCAGUCAUAAUUGUAGUCGUGGGGAAUACCAAGUGUUGGUUGUGACUUGUGAUCGAUGGCUAAUUGAAGACUUCCGCGGCGUGGUAAUUGGCGGGGUGCUGAUUCCCGCUACUGGUGACUCAUACCCAGAAUCUGUAACCAUGGACACGGACGAUGGCGAAUCCUCGAGUAGCGGACCUAUGUCCAGUUUGAACAGCUUGUUUUCAUUUACAAGUCCCGCCGUGAAGAAGCUGCUGGGAUGGAAACAGGGUGACGAAGAAGAGAAAUGGGCGGAGAAGGCAGUAGACAGUCUGGUGAAGAAGCUCAAGAAGCGGAAAGGCGCUAUCGAGGAGUUGGAGAGGGCGCUGUCUUGUCCGGGGACGCCGUCAAAAUGCGUCACCAUACCCAGGUCACUUGACGGGAGAUUACAGGUAUCUCACCGCAAAGGUCUCCCUCACGUCAUAUAUUGCCGUGUGUGGCGCUGGCCAGACCUUCAGAGUCAUCACGAGCUGAAACCACUCGAAAUCUGCCAGUACCCGUUCAGCGCGAAGCAAAAGGAAGUAUGCAUUAACCCUUAUCAUUACAAGCGAGUCGAGAGCCCCGUUUUACCCCCAGUAUUGGUGCCGAGACAUUCCGAAUUUCCCCCCGGCCAUUCCCUCCUACCGUUUCAAAGGACGACCGAACCGGCGAUGCCACACAACGUGUCGUACUCGGGCUCCGGUUUCCCCCCUUCCGCGAGCUCCGAGUUGCCAGACACGCCUCCUCCAGCGUACUCGCCCCCCUCGGACGACAUCGAACCCCCUGGCGAGGUCGCACCGGUUUCGUACCAGGAACCUUUGUAUUGGGCGUCGGUGGCGUACUACGAGCUGAACUGCAGGGUCGGGGAGGUGUUCCAUUGUAACACACACUCAGUAGUAGUGGACGGGUUCACAAAUCCUUCGAACAACAGCGACAGGUUCUGCCUAGGACAGCUUAGUAACGUGAACAGAAAUUCCACGAUCGAAAAUACGAGACGUCACAUAGGCAGAGGCGUUCACCUGUAUUACGUAGGCGGGGAAGUCUACGCCGAGUGUCUCUCGGACGCGGCCAUCUUCGUCCAGAGCCGUAACUGCAACCACCACCACGGUUUCCACCCGUCCACAGUGUGCAAGAUCCCACCGGGGUGCUCGCUGAAGAUAUUCAACAACAGGGAAUUCGCGCAACUGCUCUCCCAAAGCGUGAACCAUGGUUUCGAAGCGGUGUACGAGUUGACGAAAAUGUGCACGAUCCGGAUGUCGUUCGUGAAAGGCUGGGGGGCGGAGUACCACCGGCAGGAUGUGACGUCGACCCCCUGCUGGAUCGAAGUGCAUCUGCACGGACCGCUGCAGUGGCUGGACAAAGUCCUAACGCAGAUGGGGUCUCCGCACAACGCUAUAUCGUCAGUCUCUUAGCCGCGUCAAAACUCGAUGUACCCCACCGUACUUUUUACCUCCAAAAAUGUAUUACCGAAAUUUAAUCUCAAUUCUGUUAAUUGCACGUUUCUUUUACAAUGAGGUUAUAAUUGACUGCUGGUAACUUGUAUUGCUAGAUGCGGCCUCUUGGUUUUUUAAUUUUAUUUAUCUUAUUAAUCGGGUCUUAACACGAAUAAUUUUAUGAUAAAUAAAGGUACCUGUUUCGAUGUUUCGAUUAGGUUGCACUAGCCGUGGUCACGAGCUGACUGAAGUAUACGAUGCCAGUAUCAGUAGGUGCCAACAGUUUUUUCAACUACCGUCACUGGAUUGUCUAACGAAAUAUCGCCACAAAACACUCAUGGUAUCCGUACAGUUGACUGUUGAUGCUACUGAAUUGUAUUUAUUUAUGACUAA